AUGCCACGUCCACGGCAUCUCACGACUGGACUACCGCGCCAGCUACGAGAAGAAUUGGGGAUAAGAGAUCGGUACGGCGAGAAGAAGAGAAACCAGCCCGGACCUCCAGUGUCGCGCAAAGAGCGACGAAAAGAAGAGAGAAAGGGAAAGAGGCAUCCGAAUCAACACCAACAAGCGAAAAGACAUUCUCAGUACGACGAUGACGAUGAUGAAGAAGACGAGGAAAGUGUCGACGAAGGUAUCAGCUCCGAAGAGGAGAUUAGCGAGCCUGUGACCAAGACGAAAAAGACGGCUGUCGAUGACCAUAACGGGUCGAAGUCGGAGCGCAAGAUAUCGAAAGGUGUCCGCGAGAGGCUUGAGCAGGACGAUAAAGAGAUUGAAGCGUUGGAGAAGCGACUUGGUAUCAAAGGACGGAAAAAUCUCCCCAAGGCGUUCGAGGAAGAUGGUCUUGCGGAUAUUCUCGGCGAUCUUGCUGAGGAUUCGGAAUUAGAGGAUAGCAGGAAACGAAAGCGGGAAGGGAAUGAGUGGCUACAGAGGAAGAGGAGGAAGGCUCAAGGGUUGGAUUCAGAAGAUGAGGAUGGUGGUGGAAGUGAGGAUUUGCAUGACCUAGACGAGGGUUCGGAUAUUUUGGAUGAGGAUGAGACGGACGAGUCUGAUGACGAUGUCGAUGGUGGAGGAAGCGAAGUUAACUUCUCAGGGUUUGACGAUGAAGUGGACGAAGAUGAAGAAGAGUUGUCGAAUGAAGCCACACAAAAGAAAGUACGAGAAAAUCCCUACGUGGCUCCGGUCACGGCGACGCCUGCGACAAAAUACAUCCCCCCUUCGCUGCGCGCAAGAGCUGCAGGUAGCUCUGACGAUGAUGUUCGUCUACGCCGACAAGCCCAAGGGCUACUGAACAAGUUGUCCGAGGCGAAUCUCGUCUCUAUUCUCAACGAUGCCGAGAAGCUCUAUCGAGAGAAUCCUCGCCAGAGUGUCACUUCGACAUUCGUAACUCUGCUCCUAAAUCUCGUCACAGAUCGGGCACUACUACAGGACACAUUCAUCAUCCUCCAUGCAGGUUUCAUUGCUGCGUUGUACAAGGUUGUUGGAAUGGAUUUUGGUGCGCUGAUAAUCCAGAAUUUGGUCGAGACAUUCGACAAGUCUGCAGACGAGAGAGGUCCAUUUUUGGGAAAAGAGCAUCUCAAUUUGAUGUCCCUGCUGUCUCAGCUAUACAAUUUCCACGUCAUUGGAAGCAAUCUGGUUUUUGACUAUAUUCGACUUUUCUUGCAAGAAAUAACAGAGACGAAUACUGAAUUGCUGUUAAAAAUAAUAAGAGGCUCCGGUCCUCAAUUGCGUCAAGACGAUCCAUCGGCUCUCAAAGACAUCGUCCUCCUGAUUCAACCCGCUGUAGCCAAGGCAGAAGAAUCAUCUUUGUCGGUCCGCACCAAGUUCAUGAUCGAAACAAUCACCGAUCUCAAAAACAACCGCAUGAAGACCGGCGUUGCGGCGUCGACAAUCACAUCCGAGCACAUAACCAAAAUGCGCAAAAUCCUAGGCUCAUUAAACAACCGCGGAAUCCGCGCCACGGAACCCAUGCGCAUCUCAAGGGCCGACAUCCAGAAUUCAGCAAAGAAAGGGAAAUGGUGGCUUAUAGGUGCUAGUUGGAAGGAAGAAGAUCCGUUAGAAGCUGCACGAAGAGAACUUUCUACUUCAACUGGCGCUGGCACACAGAUACAGGCAGACAACGACAGCGAUGGAGAGCCAGAUCUAGUCAAUAUCGCCAAAGCGCACCGUAUGAACACUGACGUUCGCCGCUCGAUCUUCGUGGCUAUCAUGUCCGCGACGGACUAUCGGGACGCGCACGUGCGGCUGUUGAAAUUGCAUUUGAAACGCAAUCAGGAAUAUGAAAUCCCUCGCGUCCUCGUUCACUGUGCCAUGGAGGAAGAAGCAUAUAACCCAUACUACACACUUAUUGCCCGCCGAAUGUGCGGUGAAAUGGGGCGACGAAUCAAAAUGUCCUUUAUGUUCACGCUAUGGGACGUUUUCAAACGUAUAGGAGAGAAGGGCGAUUUCGAUGAGGACGACGAGGACGAAUUCAACGGCUUUGACGACGACGACAACGAGGCGAAACUGAACAUGAAAGCAAUCGUCAAUCUCGCCAAAAUGUUUGGCGGUCUAGUUUCUGAUAACUCCCUAACACUGGCGGUCUUGAAGAACCUCAACUUUGCCUAUCUCCAACCGAAGACUAGUACUUUUGUCGAAAUACUCAUCAUUACUGUGAUUCAACAAUUCCAAGCAAAAAAGACGUCGUCGGCAAGCAAUAAGAAAAACACAUGGGAUGAAAGCCAAAGGGAUGGGAAAGCACUUGCUCGCAUCUUCCUACAGACACAUGAUGUAGCGCCACAUAUAGUCAAGGGACUGAUAUACUUUGUGCGCAAAGUUGUGGCAAAGUCGGAUAUUGUGAGUUCCUCCAAAGAAAUGAACCUUGUAAAAUGGGGGUGUGGUGUUGCAGUUGAUGCUUUGAAGGGAGUACAAUUGGAUGGCUAG
This is a messenger RNA of Talaromyces proteolyticus, 2526 nucleotides long. RefSeq lists its product as uncharacterized. Gene Ontology annotation, biological process: ribosomal small subunit biogenesis. NCBI's taxonomy places the organism in Eukaryota, Fungi, Ascomycota, Eurotiomycetes, Eurotiales, Trichocomaceae. Gene Ontology annotation, molecular function: RNA binding; protein binding. Bases 1 to 2526 code for a protein of 841 amino acids. The record is from RefSeq and is a predicted model, not a curated record. The transcript has 2 exons. Gene Ontology annotation, cellular component: nucleolus.